Notothenia coriiceps (black rockcod) is the source of this 978-nucleotide messenger RNA. Its product is annotated as nebulin-like. The annotation marks the transcript as partial. The transcript is spliced from 9 exons. The record is from RefSeq and is a predicted model, not a curated record. Gene Ontology annotation, molecular function: actin filament binding. Lineage: Eukaryota; Metazoa; Chordata; Actinopteri; Perciformes; Nototheniidae. Gene Ontology annotation, cellular component: Z disc. Gene Ontology annotation, biological process: cardiac muscle thin filament assembly.
AAUGUGUACAAGGAGGAAAACAAGAGUUCAAUGCCCACCGGAUACACCCUGACUAAGGACACACUGCUCAUCAAACAGGCUAAACACAACAGCGUUGUCACCAGCGAUGUGAAGUACAAGGAAGCCUAUGAGAUGACGAAAGCAAAGGCCUACACUCUUCAUCCCGAGGGAGUCAACUUCGUCCUCUCAAGGAAGGCUAACAAGAUCACCAACGAGCGCCUGUAUCGUGAGCUGUACCACAAGCAAAAGGACAAGAUCCACACAACCUACGACACGCCCGACAUCAAGCAAGUCAAGAUGAACCAGAAGCACCUCAGCGACUUGUGCUACAGAGAGAAAUACUACAACACCAGAGGUCAGCUGAUCAAUCUGCCCAUCACACCCCAGCUGUUGCACUGUUACCACGUCAACCAGAUCACCAGCGAGCUGAAAUACAAAGAGGAUCUGCAUUGGCUGAGAGGCGUUGGCUGCUUCCUGUACGACACCCCGGAGAUGGUGCACGUCCGCAACAUCACCAAACAGAGGGUGACCUACCCAGUGGAGGCUAAGAAGAACCUGGCCAACUUCUCCGUGGUCCUGGACACACCGGAGUACAACCGCGUGACGGAGCUGAAGACCCACAUGAGCGGCAUGAUCUACAAAGCCCUGGCUAAGGAGGAAAUGUCGAAGGUCAGGACCACCGGGGACUCUGUGGACAUCAAGAGAGCCAAAUGGGCCCAGCAGCUGACCAACAAAUACCAGUACACCAGCUUGGCUUCCAAGGAGAGAACUUUGUUCACUUCAGAAUAUGCAACACCGAGCAUGGAUCAUUCUAGGAAAAUGAAGGUGGUCUGCAGUGACAACAAAUACAAAGACCAGUAUGAGAAGAUGAAGCACAGAUACACCGCCAUCGCUGACACGCCCCUCCUGAUCCGCGCCAAGAAAGCAUACGUGCAGUCCAGCGAUGUGAGUAUACCACUGGAUCAGAUGAUUUCCAAU